Molecule: messenger RNA, 5262 nt
Organism: Guillardia theta CCMP2712
Lineage: Eukaryota; Cryptophyceae; Pyrenomonadales; Geminigeraceae
Exons: 5
Coding region: 1-5262 (1753 amino acids)
Source: RefSeq, a predicted model, not a curated record
AUGCUGCUGUCAGUGACGCCCUCAAGUUGCAGCCUCGCUGGAGGUUCGGUGCUCUCCCUGAACCUCUCGUCUCUCGCUCUCCUCCCCUCGACGCUUCUCGUUCAGUUCGCUCCUGGUCACACCGUCCAGGUUCGCAAGAACACCUCCUCCUCCUUGCUUUCCGUCAGCUGCUCUCCUCCUGAUCUUCCUGGGCGAUACCUGGCAAGUCUCCUCGAUCCCACGAGCGGGCGAGUGCUGGGCCGCUUCACGUAUGACGUUCUGCCAGCCAGCGCAAUCCUGUUCCCUUCCGCCUCCUUCCUCGAGGGCUCUCCAGUCUCAGUCACCUUCAGCUUCCCCGCUGACUUUCUGAGCUCCUGCUUCCUCCUCUUCGGAGACGCUCGAGCUGGCGGGUUCACCUUCACAGCCGAGGGGGAGGUCAUGCAGACGCUCUCAGGUCUUGCUCCUCCCAGCAACCUGACGCUCAUCGCUCCUCUCGCCAUGGAGUGCCAGGGCAGGAGGACACAGCUGGGAGUGUCGCUAACCUACCUGCGGCGUCCUUGGGUAGAGAGCCUGGCGGUGGACGGUAGCAUGUGCAGAGCGAUGCAGGAAUGCAGCAUGACAGUGACUGUCUCCUCCCCUCCUUCGACUCUGAUGCUCAAUCGCUCCAUGCAGCUUCGAGCAUGGGGAAACAGCGAGUUUGCUGUUACCAUCCUCUCAAGGGUGUCAGGCAUCAGCCUCGACCUCCUCGUCGUUGAGCUUCGCAUCCUCGAGACUCCGCGUGUGUCAAACCUCUUCUGCUCCCUGACGCCUUUGCUGGUCCCGGGAGGCAUGCCCUCCUCCUCCUUCGCUGUCUCCUUCCCCAUCCUCGUUCAGAUCCCCCCGCCCUCCAUCCUUAGGAUCGUCCCUGCUUCUCUCGACAGCUCCAAGACCGUCAGGGCGACUGUCUUCCUAUCUGACUUCACUCCCGUCUCCUCGCUCACCGCUCUCCAGCUCUCCCUUGGCUCGGUUCCUCUCACUCCUCUGUCUCUCCUCUUCUCCGACGACAAGGGCAUGGCGUUCAUCCUCCAAGUCCCGCAGCACCAGGCAGGCGAGGACAAGCUGGUGGUCAGCAACGUGGAUAGGAACGAGACGGCUUCGCUCACAGUGCGAUCCUUCGACCCUUCCGUGACCCUCACCUGCUCCCCUCUCUGUGCAGUCAGCAACCAGCUGGAGACUGAGCUCCUGCUCCAGCUGCGAGGCUUUCCUCCGGACGCGAAGCCAGCUACCCUCCAGCUCAGAGGCAACGCCACGCCUUUCCAACUUCUCUCCUCCUCCUCUCAGAGCAACCUUCUCCUUCUUCGCUUCCUCGUUUCUCCUGACCCAACUCGGCUCGACCCCAGCUGGAAUUCUCAGCUCACGAUUGCCUCGACCACGGACCCCAGCAAGGUAGCCCCACUGACGUUGAGCUACUUCAACGCUCCUCGCGUCCUCCAGGCAACCUUCGACGAGCAGGGAGCAAGUCUCUUGCUCGCCUUCGACCAGCCCACCAACGCGCAGCUCGGAGACCUCACCUGCUCUCUCCUCCUUGUCGUUGUCGAGAGCAUGGGCGUGGCCCCUCGCUGCUCCUUCUCCGACAGCUCCUCUCUCCUCCUCGUCCUCGGGUCCAACGCGCAGCUGCUGCCGGGGGAUCAAGUUCGAGUGCUGGGAGGCCAACUGAGGUCCCUCAACGGGGUCAGCAGCCUCAACGGGGAGCAGGACGUCAUUGUCCUUCCACCUUCCUCCCCAGCGGCUCCCCAGCUCAGCGUCCUCGGCCCCAACUUCGUGGGGGAGUGCGACGAGGCUGUGCUGUCUGCCUCGGCUCCUUCCCCUCGUCCGCUGGACUUCUCCUGGAGCUGCGACACAAACCAGACAGUCAACGAGCUGGUGGCAGGGGAGCGAGGCAGCUACAUCGUCCUCCCUGGCUCCCUCCUCCUCCCCGAAGUGACCUACAUUCUCCAGGUCAGAGCUCGCAGCUUCCUGGGAGGAACCUCUCAACAAGUGGCGCACGAACUUGUCAGGAAGAGCAUCCCUCCUCCCAUCAUCGACAUCGCGAUGCCUCCUCCUCCCUACGUCCCUUCCCUCCAGCUCGUCCUCAAGGCCACCGCCAAGUUCUCGUCCUGCGUCAUCAGCAAGUCAGCUCUUGCCUUCGACUGGAUCGUCAGGGAUGGUAGCAGCGGGCAAGUGACUCUGCAGAGGAAGGGGCCGAUACUUUUCAUCUCCCCUGGCUCCUUCAAGGCCAGCAGGACGUAUCAAGUGACUCUCUCCUCCCGCUCCUCCUCCGACACUCUUACAGUCUUCAAGACUCUCACCAUGCAGGCCUCGAGCCUCCGCGCCAGCAUCUCCGGAGGCAACAAGACCGUCUCCCGCUCCUCCCGCCUCCUCCUCGACGGCUCUCUCUCCUACGAUCCUGACUGCAUCGGGGACCCCACUUGCUCGCAGACGGAGCUCUACCAGUGGAGCUGCGUGCUCCAAGAUGACUCCGCCUGUCGCUUCUCUUCCGGAGCUCCAGUCGUCGCCAUCGGAGCUGCCAAGACCUUCAGUCUAGAUGUUCGGAGCAUGCUGCUAGACGGUGUCAGUUUUGUUCGCAUUCGCCUGCUGAUGAUCAAGGGCGAGAGGUUCGACCAGGACUCCGUCGUGCUGACGCUGUCGGAGGACGCAGUGAUCGACGCCAACGUUCUCCUCCUCUCCCAGACGCUCUCGUGGGUGUCCGUCGCUGGCAGCUCCUCCCAAGCUGACAUCAACUUCGCCUGGUCGCUGCUGGACGGGGAGGGGAAGGAUGUCCUCCCUGCCCUGUCCUCGCAGUCGCUCCCUGCCGCCACCGCUUCUCCUCAGUUCUCUCUCUUCCUCCGCGACCCGAACCUCCUCCCCGGCAGGUACACUCUCACCCUCACGGUGACCAGCAAGAGCGCUGGGACAGCAGGCAAGUCGUCCAUCCUCCUCUACAAGAGCUUCCCGCCUAGUGGAGGGACCUGCAGCAUCAAGCCGACGGAAGGAGUCGCGCUGCAGACCGAGUUCGUCUUCCUCUGCCAGGAAUGGACAUCCCAAGAUCUCCCCCUCCUCUAUCAGUUUGGCCUUAGCCCCACUGACUGGAACUCCUCCUCCUCCUCCUCCUCCUCCUCCUCCUCCUCCUCCUCCUCCUCCUCCUCGUUCCCUUCCUCUUCUGCAGUGUGGUCUGGGGCUCUGUCUUCUCCGAGCUACUUCUUGAGGAGCGAGCAAGGGUCCUACCAGGCUGCUGUGCUCGUCACCAACAGCUUGGGGGCGUCUUCCCUUUCCUCCCCCCUCAGUCUGCUCGUCACCGACGGCGGGUCGACCACGGAGGAUGGAACGUUUGCGGUGCUGGAGGGAGCCUUCGGAGAGAUGGCCGACCUCAACCAAGUCGAUCAGAUCCUGCAGCUGACCACCAGCGUCUCCGACCAGCUGGACGGGGGGCGGAGGAGGAGCAGCAGUCGGGCGCUACUUGCUUCAUCGCUGGCGUACAGGAUGCGGGUGAGGAGCGUCUUGCUCAAGAAGAUGUCGGGAGGAGGAGUGGAAGAGUCGCUCUCACCCCAGACAGCUGGCCAGGUCCUUUCCUCCUCCUUGAGCCUCUCCAGCAGCCCAACUGAGCUGCAGCCCGACGGGAUCCUGAGCCUCCAGCAGCUGGCAAACUCGACGGUCCAGCAGUUGGACGCGGACCAGCUGAGGGGAGGAGGGAUGGUCAGCUCGGUCAGCCUUCUCGACAACAUCCUCCAAACUUCUCCCUCCCUCCUCGUCUCCCUUGCGGACACCAUCAAGUCACAAUCUGUCACCACGGUGCUCUCCCUCUCCUCCUCGUACGCUACUGCCAUGGUCUCGUCCGAGCGUCCCUUCCUCUACCAGGGCAACUCGCUCGAUCUCACCAUCGUUGCCUCCCCGCAGCCAUUCACAGAGGUUUCACUGCUGCUCGACCUCUCUUGCACCAUCUCCUCCUCUACUCUCUCCUCUCUCCGCAGAUCCUCCAGUGUCCAAGUGCCGUUAGGAUCGCUCCUCCUCGCCAGUCUCCGAUUCGUAUGGAGCGUCGACAAGUUGCUACCAGGGCUCGCCGUCCUUUCUGCUCGAGCUUCCGUUUUCCGCUUCCUGCCGGGCCCUGCCACGUGUCCAGGAGGAGGAAGAUGCUUCAAUGUGCGGGUGCGGCAGCAAACGGGGGGGGUCAACGAGACCCAACAGAUUGUUUGCUUGCUGUGGAGCGAAGGAGACUGGAGCAGCAGCGACUGCGAGCUGAUGGGGAUUGAGCGGACGGAGGUCGGCGUCGAAGCCUCCUGCGCCUGCUCCAGGGACGGCAUCCUGCUGUUGGCUGCCGGAGUUGCCGAGGUGUCAAAGAGGCCAGCAGCCUUGUUGGACACGAGAGCAGCACGAGCAAGCUCUCUUGAUGCCCUCCUCUUCCUCGCCUUGCUCUCCUCCGCCAUCCACAUCCUAGUCUUCCCGUUCAUCUUCAGGAGGAGGCUACACAGAAGCAAGCGGAGGGGACGGACGAAGAGCUGCGACACGCUAGAGGGAGUGUUCGAACAGUACCGUCGCAACUUCAGGCUGACGCGACAAGUGCAGGAGGAGAAGAGGGAGGUUGUGGUGGACGUGGGUCUGUUCGCAGAGGAAGGAGGCUUGCAGGAGCAGAGGAGGAAGCAUCAGUUUGCGCUGCUGCAGCAGGAGGUCGAACAUCUCAGCCAGUCCUUCUUCUUCCUCCUCGACCAGAUCCCGGUUCUCAUGGAGGAGCAGUGGAGCGAGGGGACGAGCGGGGGCGAGGGAGAGGAGGCGACCAGGAGGCAGGAUGAGCUUGCUCUUGUGGGCCUGAAACUGAGUUGGUCGAUGCCCUACCGGGUGACGGACCUCUACGACAUCCGGGACCGCAACGGCGAGUCUUGCUGCUCUCUGCUCUACGACAACGAGGAGAUCAAGAUCGGCGACCUCCUCCUCCUCGUCAACGGCUCCCUCGUGCAGUUCCUCAGCCCCUCCGACCUCCAGGACAAACUCGCUGGCCCCCUCAACUCAGUCGUUGAGCUGACCCUGUCCGACUCCCUCGGGCGGAUCUUCAAGGUUGAACUUCUGCGCCACAUAGUGGUCGAGGCCCGAGGUGCCGACAAGACGGAAGAGAGGGGAGGGAAAGAAGAUCGAGGAGACAUCGAGGAGGAGGAGGACGAGGCGAAAGGUGUCCACGUGGGGGAUGAAGGACAGGAGCCGGGAGUAUACGAGGAGACUGACGAUAGGUAUUCCUUUGGCCAUGCUUGUACUCCCAGAGGAUGUCUCGACCCCUAG